AUGAAGCAGAAGACAAAAGCACUUGUGAUUGGAUUAAUUGGUGCAGCUUUUACUUUACUUGCUUACUCACAAACCUUCGUAUCGCCAAGUACAAGCAUCACAAUUGGACUUCUUGUUCUCAUGUUGGGAUUCCUAGUAGGAGAAGGUUUCAUAUCUCUUUAA
Messenger RNA from Lathyrus sativus (Indian pea), 162 nucleotides. The record is from the annotation of a GenBank genome assembly. Lineage: Eukaryota; Viridiplantae; Streptophyta; Magnoliopsida; Fabales; Fabaceae.